CCAGCUAUGUCUACUGGUCUUGUAUAAGAUGUGGUGCUGCCUGCAGUGGAUCUGUGGCGUCUUGCUGCACUGAUGGACAGUGACUGCAUUGGCGUAUGGGUGGGGACUUGAUAAUAAGGGUGAAUAUAGUAACCACAUUGUUUUUUCAUGUCAAACCUUCAUAAGAGUGUAUAUCAAUCAUACCUUAAUAAAAAAAGAUCUAUGAGAUAAAAAAUAUUGAACUUGUAUGCUCCUAAGAAUAUAGCCUAAAAAAUUAAAAAAAAAAAAAGAUGUGGUGCUGCCUGUCUGCCCCAGCCCCUUGGCAAGGUCACUGUACUCCCUAGAGCACUAGCUCAUACACAGGGAGUUCUUGAGGCAGGGACAUUUGACGAGACAAGUUCUUUCCUUCUUCCUUUUGUUAACAGAGAGUGAAAACAUGGAAUCUUCCAAGACUUUCAUGAGACACCUGCCAAUCACACCAGGUUAUAGCGGCUUCGUGCCAUACCUUAGCUGCGAGGGAACCUCCGUCGAGGAUGACAUGUCCCACUGUCUGAAAACCUUCCAGGAGAACACACAGCGAUAUAAAGACCGGCUGGAGGAACUUCGCUGCUCCGUGGCCACUGCCCAGAAACUAAAGCCCACCUGCUCCGAGGAGACAGUCUUGCGGGCCCUGCACCAGUACCACCAGCAGUACCACCCCAUGGAGCUGGAAUGCAAAGACGUCAAGAGACCUCUCCAGGAGCCCCCGAUCCCUGGCUGGGCAGGCUACCUGCCGAGGGCCAGGGUCACUGAGUUAGGCUGUGCCACACGAUACACCGUCAUGGCCAGAAACUGCUACAGAGACUUCCUGGACAUCACGGAGCGGGCCAAGAGAGCGCACCUGAAGCCGUAUGAGGAAAUAUAUGGAGUUAGGUCUACACAACCUCCUCCUGCCCCUUCUCCAAAAGUUUUGCAGCACAAAGGGCUGCUGCCAGAAUAUCCGGAUUUCUCUAUUCCAGGUGGUAGCUGUCCUGCCCUUGGGAGACCCCUGAUGGAGGACCCCAGGCCUCCACUGACGUGUGGCUACGCUCAGAGGCCAAAUGUGUCAUGCAACGGGAAGAGUUAUCUAGAACCACUGAACUCAGCAAAGUAUGCGGAAGGCUAG
Manis pentadactyla (Chinese pangolin) is the source of this 1123-nucleotide messenger RNA. RefSeq names its product sperm microtubule inner protein 5 (gene SPMIP5). The transcript has 5 exons. The record is from RefSeq and is a predicted model, not a curated record. NCBI's taxonomy places the organism in Eukaryota, Metazoa, Chordata, Mammalia, Pholidota, Manidae. The coding region runs from base 416 to 1123 and encodes 235 amino acids.